UCGCUCCAUUCACUAAUAUUUUUCCCACUUAUUUUGUUAUUUCUUUUUUAUUCAGGUUUCGAGUGUUGACGAAGGAAGAUGUUCAGACGCGCUUUAAAAAAUAUUCUCCGCAAGGAAUUGCUUGACAAGUGUCAAAGUGAUCAAAAGAUAUUUGCAAGAACUAUUUUGACAUCACAGAGAACUUUCUACAAGCCAAAUUUAGCUGAUAGUGAGAAUGAUAUUUUCGUUUAUUCGCCGCUUCCUUCCAUCAACUAUCCCGAUAUCAGUAUUGAUCAAUAUGUGUGGAAUGAUUUUAACAAAUGGACAAGCAAAACAGCAGUGGUGGAUGGCGUAACCGAACGAGCGAUAACGUAUGGACAACUUCGCGAUCGAUGUCGAGCAUUGGCUAUCAGAUUACAAUCAGUUUUUCAUUUGAAUCAUAAUGACACAAUUGCUGUAUGCCUCCCAAAUUCAAUUGAAUUCCCAAUUGUUGCUUUGGCGGGAUUGGAGGCGGGUUUCAUUGUCACAACUGUUAAUCCAAUUUAUACCGCAGAUGAAAUUUCAAGACAAUUGAAUGAUAGCGGUGCAAAGGUCAUCUUUGGACUUGCAAGCAUGUCGAAUGUUCUACGUCAGGCUGUUGCAAUGACUAAAAAACCAAUCAGAGUUGUUUACUGCAAAGAAACAGAAAGUGAAGCGUUACCCGUUGAUGGCGUAAACUUCAACGACCUUAUCAGUACGGAAGGAAUCGACCUGGGAAGUUUGAAAACAUUUGAUAUUGAUGCUGAUGACGUUGCAAUGUUGCCAUAUUCAAGUGGCACAACUGGACUUUCGAAAGGCGUUAAGCUUUCACAUAAGAACAUCGUUUCAAACAGUAUGCAAAUAAAUUCAGACACUGGGAAAGGUUGCCUUACUUAUCCAGCAAUUGGCACACAUCAAGAUGUUCUACCUUGCGUUUUACCGUUUUUCCAUAUUUACGGAUUAACUUGCACACUUUUGUCGAAGCUUGCCCAUGGAUGUAAACUUGUAACUCUGCCAAGAUUUACACCCGAUACGUUUUUGAAUGUUUUGGAAAAGCACGAUAGUUCCGUGCUUUAUCUUGUUCCACCAAUCAUUAUCUUUAUGAGCAAUUGCGAUAAAUUGCAAGAAAAACACACAAAGUCAAUAAAAUACGUCAUGUCUGGUGCAGCGCCAAUCGGUUCACUUGACGCCGACAGAUUCAAUCUCAAAGCGCCAAAUGCGAAAUUUUUCCAAGGAUAUGGUUUGACAGAAGCUGCACCCGUCGCUUUGAUGUCAGUUCUGGGAUCGAAUAACCAUGCAAGUGUCGGAUUUCCAACACCUGAUGGUGAAGCAAAAAUUGUUCUUGUUGGUGACACAGAGUUUCGAGGUGUUGGACCGAAUGUUAGUGGAGAAUUGUUAGUGCGUGGGCCUCAAGUGAUGAAAGGAUAUCACAACAAUGAAAAAGCCACAAAUGAGACAAUCACGGCUGAUGGUUGGCUGAGAACUGGAGAUAUUGGACAUUAUGAUGAGAACUUCGAGUUUUACAUCACUGACCGUUUAAAGGAGUUGAUCAAAGUCAAAGGUUUCCAAGUCCCACCAGCUGAAUUGGAAGAAAUUCUGAGAAAUCAUCCUGACAUAGCUGAUGCUGCUGUUAUUGGAAUUCCACACCCCACUGCUGGUGAACUUCCACGAGCAUAUGUCGUCGCAAAGAAUAAAAAACUUACCGAGAAAGAUGUUAAGAAAUUUGUGUCUAAGAAAGUUGCUGAGUACAAACGUUUAGAAGGUGGAGUUGAGUUCGUUGAUGUCAUUCCGAAAAAUGCAACUGGAAAAAUUUUGAGAAGAGAACUGAAAGAUCGUUACAAGUCAUCAACAUAAUUUCAACCACAAAUGAUGAAAUUUUCUUCGAAAAUAUUUUUAACUUUUAAUUUUAUACAAACUUAAGUGAUAAUGAGAAAACAAUCAAGAUCAAAACUUAUUAGAUACCUGGUGAAGAACAUUUAUAAUUUAACAAGUCAUAAAACAUAAAGAUAAGACAAUUUUUAAUGAUUGAUAUUGUGGUCAGAAUUGUACGUCGUAAAAGUGUUUAAGUUUAAUUUGUUUUUAUUACUAACAGUACAAUAUUUACAAACUGUAAGAAUUUUAAUUAAGUUUUCUGCUAUCCGAAAUAAGAAGAGUUUGAUUAAGAUUGGAAGUAAUUUUCUAAUUCACAAGAUUUGAGGGAAUUGUGAUUAGAAAUCAGUAUUUGAAUGCACAUUUUCUAAAUAGUGAAAACUUUUACUUGAUUGAGGGAAUAUCAUUAAAUAUUAAUUUUGAUUUUGAUACAGAAGUUCAGAGAAAUGAAUUUUCGAUCUGAAGUUAUGGAAAUUUAAUUAAAGAAAAUGUUCUGAUAACAAUCAAAGAAAUUCGAUAUUUAAAAUGCAAAUUGAAGUUCAUGAAAAAUCAGAAUUCUCGAUAUAAUUUUUAAAUAAAAACUCAAUGCAACUUUAAUUUAUGAUCGGAAGAUUUUGCAUUAAUUGACAUAAACAUUUAAACUUAUAACUAGAAAUGUUCUUCUGACGAUUAUUAUUAUUAAUUUUAAUUUAAAUUAACAGCAAUGAAUUUUGUUUAAAAAGUUUUAACC
Clunio marinus is the source of this 2596-nucleotide messenger RNA. The record is from the annotation of a GenBank genome assembly. NCBI's taxonomy places the organism in Eukaryota, Metazoa, Arthropoda, Insecta, Diptera, Chironomidae.